Endocarpon pusillum Z07020 is the source of this 702-nucleotide messenger RNA. RefSeq lists its product as uncharacterized. Gene Ontology annotation, molecular function: oxidoreductase activity. The record is from RefSeq and is a predicted model, not a curated record. Gene Ontology annotation, cellular component: endoplasmic reticulum. The transcript has a single exon. Lineage: Eukaryota; Fungi; Ascomycota; Eurotiomycetes; Verrucariales; Verrucariaceae. Bases 1 to 702 code for a protein of 233 amino acids.
AUGGCUAGCGCUACCCUCGGCGCCAUUGGCCUCGCCAGUGCGCGGUAUCUGUCCAAGAACGACAGCUUCGGCCAGGGCUUCCAGUCUUACCCAGCCCACAUCCAGGACGCGAGCCCAGGCCGUUCGAUCUUUCGCCCCGCCGGCGCGCUCGCGCCCACCGAGUACCGCCGGUUCAAGCUCAGACACGAGGAGGAGCUGUCGGCGGGCAUUUUUCGCUUCGUCUUCGCGCUGCCAACCAAGCACGCCAUCUUGGGUCUGCCCACAGGGCAGCACGUUGCUAUCGCGGGUACGGUGGACGACCAUACCGUGGUGCGCAGCUAUACGCCCAUCUCGAACAACCGUGAUCUGGGACGGCUGGAGCUGCUGAUCCGCGUGUACCCGGACGGGCACAUGGGAAUCUACCUGAAGGGUCUCGACAUUGGCGACGAGGCGGAUAUUCGUGGGCCUAAGGGCGCAAUGCGGUAUCGCAAGGGCAUGAGCCGAGCUAUUGGCAUGGUUGGCGGGGGCACCGGCAUUACACCGCUGUUCCAGCUCGUGCGCGCCAUCUGCGAGGACCCGACAGACGGUACGCGCGUCAGCCUCGUCUACUGCAACCGCUCCGAGAAGGACAUCUUACUCCGCGAGAAGCUGGAUCGCUUUGCAAAGAAGUCGAACGGCAGUUUCGAGGUCUACUACGUGCUAGAUCACCCAGAUGCGGGCUGA